GUAUUACUAUAUUGAAAAAACGGAUUCUCUCUCUGGCGACUGAAAAAGCGAUUUGUCUUGCUUUCGAUGAGUCCGAGGGAGAUUCAAUUGCUUCAAAUAUUUUGCCUGUGAAUUCAGUGAUGAUGAUAAUUUUUGGAGUUUCUUUUACUCUUCUCUCUUUGUUCCUUGUCUCAAUCCACCGUAACCGUUCUUUAUCUCAAGUAUGUCUUCUCGUCGCGACGGUUAUGGUUCUUACUCAUUUUCUGAUUCUCAAUGGCUCAUCAAAAUCUGGCGAAUUUUCGCUUGUAAUUGCUGAUGGUGAUUCAGUUUGGGGAUUGGUGAGCGGAACAAUAAUUUGGCUUUUCAGUUGCUCUCUCUUUCAAUUUGAAACUUUUUCAUCCGCUGGUAAUGGUUCGUUUUCCUUUGCCCGCGAUGUCUUUGGCGACGCCUCUCUUUCAACGGAUCAGGCGAUGAUUUCUCUCAAUUUCCCUAAAGGAGACUUGAAUGUUCUUCCGAUUGAUUAUGUGUGGAUGAUCACAAUUAUCGAUGGUUUUCUUCCGACGGUCUCCGGCGGCUACUCUCCGUUUGAUUCAUUUUCAAACGGCUGUGAUUUAUCGGUCCAGUUUCAUGAUGAAAUUUUGACUGCAUUAUUGUGGAAACAACCGCCAUGGAAACCACCAUGGAAAUCAAUGAAGCAUGUGAUCUCUGUGAAGAGUUUAUCAACUCUCCAUGAUGACCGACAUUCCCAAUACUUUAUUGGGAUUGACAGUGAAGGCGAAUUAGAGAGGUGUUUCAUGCAUACACCGGUUCAUAGCAACAGUUCGAGGCAGUGUCUAAGGAUAUGGUGGAGAGAGAUCAUGUUGUCUUUGAUGUUACGAGUAUACCUCGGCAAAUUUUUGCCUUGGAUAUCAUUAUUGAUCAAGGAAUAUGAACGCUCAACAAUCGUUAAUUUCGACGCGGGCCUUUGGGGAUGUCUACAUGGAACGAGAUUCAGAAGAUGGUACUCACCAUUUCAACAAUUAUGGGCACAAGCUAUAACCAAGAAAGAUGUCAUCUCUUAUUGUUGGAGAUGUUUUAAUGGGAAGCGAUGUAACAGAUGGAUCGCAACCAAUGAUCGUUUUAAAGUUUAUUGGAGUUUCGUCAAAAAGACGAUAGCCAAACAAGAUGAUCAUGUCGGAUUAAGGAAGAAGACGAAUAAGGAAGAUAAUAGAUUUGAUAAUCUAUUAGCGUGUAAGGCUUAUGAAAGAAAGCGGCGUUUAAUUCACUUGUUCGAUUGUAUUUUCUUCUUAAACGUUAAUCAUUUCUUGAUUAUAUGUGUAUGUCUAAGAAAUAACUAUGUAUCUCUAUUUCAAUUUUAAUAAAGUAAAGUAAGAUGUUAAAAAAAAAAAAAAA
This is a messenger RNA of Arabidopsis lyrata subsp. lyrata, 1371 nucleotides long. RefSeq lists its product as uncharacterized. The transcript has a single exon. The record is from RefSeq and is a predicted model, not a curated record. Bases 120 to 1337 code for a protein of 405 amino acids. Lineage: Eukaryota; Viridiplantae; Streptophyta; Magnoliopsida; Brassicales; Brassicaceae.